Molecule: messenger RNA, 2110 nt
Organism: Limulus polyphemus (Atlantic horseshoe crab)
Lineage: Eukaryota; Metazoa; Arthropoda; Merostomata; Xiphosura; Limulidae
Product: CUGBP Elav-like family member 2
Exons: 14
Coding region: 651-1949 (432 amino acids)
Cellular component (GO): ribonucleoprotein complex
Molecular function (GO): RNA binding
Source: RefSeq, a predicted model, not a curated record
ACUGUGAACUUCAUAACAUCUAUCAAGACUCAGAAAUGUGAUUAUCUUUCGACUUAAACCAGAAGCUACUUAGUGUUUCAGGCAACGUUAUCAUCGUGAAUAGAAGUGACCAGAGACUGUCAUUGUCAUUCAACUGUUGAAACCACGCCACCUGUUAACGGACAUUUGACAUAGCCGUGUGGUAAUCGAUAUCAACGAUCACAUGGACGUGGCAACAGCUUCGAGAGCCUGAUCGGCGCUGAAGUCAGUCCACAUCAGUUUUAAGAAGAACUGGAACUGCAGCCCGUGGUCGGUCUCAGUGGAUGAAUUAACGGUGACAUACGUAUUACGUAGUACAAGUAGACAAGAAUAUACGGUAUCUGUAAGUAACUAGAAAAUUGUAGUAACUCUCAAGCUAAAUCAGCUUGAACGAAGUAAUAGCUAACCGAUUUAGAUUAGCCACUAAUCUUGAAUUAUCUGCGACGUCAGUUCCGGAAUCCAGGAUUUCUUGAAUAUGUUUUGACUGGUCUCAAGGAGGACCGCCACACGAUCAAUCCUGAUGACUUAUCGACCCGUUGAAGUAAAACCCCCCAGCAGAAGGCUGAACAAGCGGUUCAAAACUAAGGCCACAGUGGGUUCUAAAGGAGCUUUCAGUCGGCACUUUCUUCAGAAUGCUUUUUGCGAAAACUCUCUUUAAGAAGACUAGCAGAUUGUCCUUCGCUGCCCAUCUCCCCUUGCCACUGCAGUGCUUGGCCUUGCUGAUGAAUCGCCCCCUCCAGAAGAAACCAGCGAAUAGUGAAAGCAAAAAUGAAAGAAAACUCUUCAUUGGAAUGCUGUCCAAGAAAUUAAACGAAAACGACGUCAGACUGAUGUUCUCGCCCUUUGGUUUUAUUAAGGAGUGUACUGUACUCAGGGACGCUAACGGACAGAGCAAAGGUUGUGGAUUUGUUACGUACGAGUCUCGCCAGUGCGCCAUAAAUGCUAUCAAAGGCAUGAAUCACUUUCAGACUAUGGAGGGUUGCAGUAACCCUCUAGUGGUGAAGUUCGCUGACACCCAAAAAGUAAGAGAUCUAAAACGAAAGCAGCAGAUGAUGGCUAACCUAUGGAAUACAAAUAGUUUUGGAAAUAUCAGUUCCUUGACACCACAGUACUUAACACUGCUUCAAGCUUCCCAAACUGGAAACUUUGGAGGCUUCAACAAUGUUCAACAGCCAGCAGGAGGUGAAUGUUAUGGUUUUGGUUCCUUGAAUGUACAGCAACAGUUGGCUCUUCUUGCUGCUGCUCAGACCUCAACCAACAAUAGUAAUACUGCUGAUCCCAAUUCUAUGAUGCUCCAGAACUUGGCAACAUUAGCAGCAGCUGGAGGAGGAAAUAAUUCAACAGGUAUCAGUGGCCUGUCUGCACCAGGCAGUGUGUCAGGAAACAUGUCUAGUGCCAACUCCUCUUUCAAUGCUAUGAAUUCUAUGAGUCCUGUGUCUAACAUGGCCAUGGGUGUUACCACAAACUCCCUUUCCAACAUGGAGAAUCUGACUGGCAUGAAUAGUCUUGGAAAUACAGCUGGUAUUGCAACAAAUGGUCCAAAUAUGGAUCCCUUUGCCCAAGCAUACUCAGGGAUGCAGCAGUAUUCAGCUGCAAUGCCAGGAAGUUUUUCUCAGGUUGGACUUCAUCAGAAUCAAAGCCCUGCUGGAAAACAAGUAGAAGGACCAGAAGGUGCUAACUUGUUCAUUUACCAUCUUCCCCAGGAAUUUACGGACAAUGACCUCGCCCAAAUCUUUCUUCCCUUUGGAAAUGUGAUUUCUGUUAAGGUUUUUAUUGACAAGCAGACAAACCUUAGCAAAUGUUUUGGCUUUGUCAGCUAUGAUAGUCCUAUGAGUGCACAGACUGCCAUCCAGGCCAUGAAUGGGUAUCAGAUUGGCACAAAGAGACUUAAAGUACAGUUGAAGCGAUCAAAAGAAUCCAACAAACCAUAAUUAAAUGUAUCCAUUCAGCACACUAUCUAUCUUCUAAAGGGUAUGUAUUUUGUCUCUGGUUUUGUCAUCGAAGUCAAAAGGAAGAACUAACAGGAUAUAUGUCAUCAGACUUCUUUGUUUUGUUUUAAUAAUUCAUUAAAGAUGCUUCUUUUUAUCUAAAA